AUGAAUUCAGAAAGAGACUCAGAAACAACAUUCGAGGAGGAUUCUCAGCCUAAUGAUGAAGUGGUUCCCUAUAGCGAUGACGAAACAGAAUAUGAACUUGAUGACCAGGGCCCUGCCGUUGAACCAGAACAGAAUCGAGUCAACAGGGAAGCAGAGGAGAACCAGGACCCAUUCAGAAAAGAGUGUACAUGGCAAGUCAAAGCAAAUGACCGAAAGUACCACGAACAACCUCAUUUUAUGAGCACAAAGUUCUUUUGCAUUAAGGAGAGUAAAUAUGCGAGUAAUGCAAUUAAAACAUACAAGUACAACGCUUUUACCUUUCUACCAAUGAAUUUGUUUGAGCAGUUUAAGAGAGCAGCCAACUUCUAUUUCCUGAUCCUUCUUAUCUUACAGGCGAUUCCCCAAAUCUCCACCUUGGCAUGGUAUACCACGCUUGUGCCCCUGCUUCUGGUGCUGGGCAUCACUGCAAUCAAAGACCUGGUGGACGAUGUGGCUCGCCAUAAAAUGGAUAAGGAAAUCAACAACAGGACCUGUGAAGUCAUCAAGGAUGGCAGGUUCAAAGUUGCCAAGUGGAAAGAAAUUCAAGUUGGAGAUGUCAUUCGUCUGAAAAAAAACGAUUUUAUUCCAGCUGACAUCCUGCUGCUGUCCAGCUCUGAGCCUAACAGCCUCUGCUAUGUGGAAACAGCAGAGCUGGAUGGAGAAACCAACUUGAAGUUCAAAAUGGCCCUUGAAAUCACAGACCAGUAUCUCCAAAGAGAAGACACAUUGGCAACAUUUGAUGGUUUUAUUGAAUGUGAAGAACCCAAUAACCGACUAGAUAAGUUUACAGGAACACUAUUUUGGAGGAAAACAAGUUUUCCUUUAGACGCUGAUAAAAUUUUGUUACGUGGCUGUGUAAUUAGGAACACUGAUGUCUGCCAUGGACUGGUCAUUUUUGCAGGUGCUGACACGAAAAUAAUGAAGAAUAGUGGAAAAACCAGAUUUAAAAGAACUAAAAUUGAUUACUUGAUGAACUACAUGGUUUACACGAUCUUUGUUGUCCUGAUUCUGCUAUCUGCUGGUCUUGCCAUUGGCCAUGCUUAUUGGGAAGCUCAAGUUGGCAAUUAUUCUUGGUACCUCUAUGAUGGAGAAGACGCUACACCCUCCUACCGUGGAUUCCUCAAUUUCUGGGGCUACAUCAUCGUCCUUAACACCAUGGUGCCCAUCUCUCUCUAUGUCAGCGUGGAAGUAAUUCGUCUUGGACAGAGUCACUUCAUCAACUGGGACCUGCAGAUGUACUAUUCUGAGAAGGACACACCAGCAAAGGCUAGAACCACUACGCUGAAUGAGCAGCUUGGGCAGAUUCAUUACAUCUUCUCUGAUAAGACGGGAACACUGACACAAAAUAUCAUGACCUUUAAAAAGUGUUGCAUCAAUGGGCAGAUUUAUGGAGACCAUCGGGAUGCAUCUCAACACAACCAUAGCAAAAUAGAGCAAGUUGAUUUUAGCUGGAAUGGACUUGCUGACGGGAAGCUUGCAUUUUAUGACCAUUUUCUCAUUGAGCAAAUCCAGUCAGGGAAGGAACCGGAAAUACGGCAGUUCUUCUUCUUGCUUGCAGUUUGCCACACGGUCAUGGUGGAUAGAACUGAUGGUCAGCUCAAUUACCAGGCGGCCUCUCCCGACGAAGGCGCCCUGGUCAAUGCCGCCAGGAACUUUGGCUUUGCCUUCCUCGCCAGGACCCAGAACACCAUCACCGUCAGUGAGUUGGGCACGGAAAGAACUUACAACGUUCUUGCCAUCUUGGACUUCAACAGUGACCGGAAGCGGAUGUCUAUCAUUGUAAGGACCCCAGAAGGUAAUAUCAGGCUCUACUGUAAAGGUGCUGACACUGUCAUUUAUGAACGGUUACAUCGAAUGAAUCCUACAAAGCAGGAAACACAGGAUGCCCUGGAUAUCUUUGCAAAUGAAACUCUUAGAACCCUGUGCCUUUGCUACAAGGAAAUUGAAGAGAAAGAAUUCACAGAAUGGAAUAAAAAGUUUAUGGCUGCCAGUGUGGCCUCAAGUAACCGAGACGAAGCUCUGGACAAGGUGUAUGAGGAGAUUGAAAAAGACUUAAUUCUAUUGGGAGCUACAGCUAUUGAAGACAAGCUGCAGGAUGGAGUACCAGAAACCAUUUCAAAACUUGCAAAAGCUGACAUUAAGAUCUGGGUGCUUACUGGAGACAAAAAGGAAACUGCUGAAAAUAUAGGAUUUGCUUGUGAACUUCUGACUGAGGACACCACUAUUUGCUAUGGGGAAGAUAUCAAUUCUCUCCUUCACACACGGAUGGAAAACCAGAGGAACAGAGGUGGCGUCUAUGCAAAGUUUGCACCCCCUGUGCAAGAACCUUUCUUUUCAUCUGGCGGAAACCGUGCCCUGAUCAUCACAGGCUCUUGGUUGAAUGAAAUUCUUCUAGAGAAAAAGACCAAGAGAAGUAAGAUCCUGAAGCUCAAGUUCCCCCGGACGGAAGAAGAAAGACGAAUGCGGACCCAAAGUAAAAGAAGGCUGGAAGCCAAGAAAGAGCAGCGACAGAAGAACUUCGUGGACCUGGCCUGCGAGUGCAGCGCCGUCAUCUGCUGCCGCGUCACCCCCAAGCAGAAGGCCAUGGUGGUGGACCUGGUGAAGAGGUACAAGAAAGCCAUCACCCUGGCCAUCGGAGAUGGGGCCAAUGACGUGAACAUGAUCAAAACUGCCCACAUUGGUGUCGGAAUAAGUGGACAAGAAGGAAUGCAAGCCGUCAUGUCAAGCGACUACUCUUUUGCUCAGUUCAGAUAUCUGCAGAGACUGCUGCUGGUGCAUGGCCGGUGGUCUUACAUACGGAUGUGCAAGUUCCUGCGUUACUUCUUUUACAAAAAUUUCGCUUUCACUUUGGUUCAUUUCUGGUACUCCUUCUUCAAUGGCUACUCUGCACAGACUGCAUAUGAGGACUGGUUCAUCACACUCUACAAUGUGCUGUACUCCAGCCUGCCUGUGCUCCUCAUGGGACUGCUUGACCAGGACGUGAGUGACAAACUCAGCCUCCGAUUCCCUGGGUUGUAUGUGGUGGGACAAAAGGACUUACUAUUCAACUAUAAGAGAUUCUUCGUGAGCUUGCUGCACGGGGUCCUCACGUCCAUGACCCUUUUCUUCAUCCCUCUCGGAGCUUACCUGCAAACCGUGGGGCAGGACGGAGAGGCGCCUUCCGACUACCAGUCUUUUGCCGUCACCAUCGCCUCUGCUCUUGUAAUCACGGUCAACUUCCAGAUUGGCUUGGAUACUUCUUACUGGACUUUUGUGAAUGCUUUUUCAAUUUUUGGAAGCAUUGCACUUUAUUUUGGCAUCAUGUUUGACUUUCAUAGUGCUGGAAUACAUGUUCUCUUUCCAUCUGCAUUUCAAUUUACAGGCACGGCCUCCAAUGCUCUGCGACAGCCGUACAUCUGGUUGACCAUCAUUCUGACCGUGGCAGUGUGCUUGCUGCCCGUCGUUGCCAUCCGGUUCUUGUCGAUGACGAUUUGGCCAUCAGAAAGUGAUAAGGUAUGUAGAAAUGCAGUCCCUCCCCUAGGCCUGAAUGUCCCUCGCUGAAAUUAAAGCAUGUCCCAACAGUGCCUGUCCUGCAAAAUCAGCUCACGGGAAGUCUGGUAAAGAGCAUUUUGUGUAUCUGCGUCACUUUCUUGAACGCCAUCUGACAGCUCCAUCUUCUGGGAUCGGAAGUUUCGUUUUCUUGCUUUUUCAACACCAAAAUAUCAAACCUAAGUAGAAAGUGAGACUAGGAUAAUGGUCCGACAUAGAUCCAUCCCCCAGUUGAGCAAUCACCAUGU
This is a messenger RNA of Carlito syrichta (Philippine tarsier), 3815 nucleotides long. RefSeq names its product ATPase phospholipid transporting 8B1 (gene ATP8B1). The coding region runs from base 1 to 3579 and encodes 1192 amino acids. NCBI's taxonomy places the organism in Eukaryota, Metazoa, Chordata, Mammalia, Primates, Tarsiidae. Gene Ontology annotation, molecular function: magnesium ion binding; ATP hydrolysis activity; ATPase-coupled intramembrane lipid carrier activity. Gene Ontology annotation, cellular component: plasma membrane. The transcript is spliced from 26 exons. Gene Ontology annotation, biological process: Golgi organization; phospholipid translocation. The record is from RefSeq and is a predicted model, not a curated record.